AUGACCGACCCAGAUCCAUCCUUCAAUACUGAGCGCCAUGUCAAAUACUACCUCCGAUGCCUGAAGACCUUCCUGCCCUCCGCCUACACUUCAAAUGAUUCCAAUCGCAUGCUUCUGGCCUACCUGACCCUCUCUGGAUUGGACGUGCUCGGCGUCUUGCAAAGCAAAACCACACCGGAAGAGAGACAAGGCUACAUUGACUGGCUCUACCACUGCCAGGUGCCCUCGGGCGGAUUCCGCGGCUUCCCAGGCACAGAUUUUGGCCCAGAGAAGCGAAACAAGGAUAAUGAAAUCUGGGAUCCGGCUAAUGUGCCGGCAACGUUCUUUGCGCUGGUCAACUUGCUGGUCCUCGGAGACGACCUAUCCCGUGUAAAACGGCGAGAAUGUCUUGAAUGGCUUCCUACCGCCCAGCGUGCGGAUGGAAGCUUCGGUGAAAUUGUCGGUCUUGGGGGGAAUGUAGGGGGAGCUCGCGAUUUGCGGUAUUGCUGUUGUGCUGCGGGCAUACGGUACAUCCUCCGCGGGCGAAACGCGACUGGGCUUGAGGGCGUACCGGAUAUUAAUGUGUCGGGCUUGGUUACUUUUAUUGAGGCGUGCCAGACGUACGAUGGUGGCAUGGCUGAGUCCCCCUUUUGUGAAUCGCAUAGUGGACAUACAUAUUGCGCGAUAAGUUCGUUGGACUUCUUGCGCCGCACAUCCAAUGAUACGAAAUCAGUGCCGCUGCUAUCGGCAGGCUCUAGGCAGUUUGAGGCUUUGAUUGCAUGGUUAGCUUCAAGGCAGACAGCCGAGCUCGAGGAACCUGAUGAGGAAGAGGAUGACAAAGAGCCUGAGAUGCCAGAGACAGGUUCUAUCGCUGACAGAGUCCGCGGGCUGCCCAGUGUGCAAUCACUGGAAGCCAACACAACAUGCGCCGGCUUCAAUGGCCGGUGCAAUAAGUACGCAGAUACAUGUUAUUCAUUCUGGAAUGGAGCAACACUGGUGAUGUUGGAUCACUACUACGUGGUCGACGAAGUUCGCAAUCGUCGAUAUUUGCUUGAAAAAACCCAACAUAUUGUCGGUGGGUUUGGAAAGGGGCCCGGGGACCCUCCUGGUAAGGCUGAAUCUGCUGCUGACAACAACAACAUGUUGCUGACCGAAACUCUAGAUCUUCUUCACUCGUACUUUGGCAUGGUAUCCUUGGCCUUCCAAGGUGAGGCGGGACUUAGCCCUGUCGAUCCCACGAUGGGCUCUAGUGAGCGCACAGUCCGACAUCUUGAAUCGCUGCCUUGGUGGCAAUGA
Molecule: messenger RNA, 1275 nt
Organism: Penicillium bovifimosum
Lineage: Eukaryota; Fungi; Ascomycota; Eurotiomycetes; Eurotiales; Aspergillaceae
Gene: cdc43
Product: protein geranylgeranyltransferase type I subunit CDC43
Exons: 4
Coding region: 1-1275 (424 amino acids)
Biological process (GO): protein geranylgeranylation
Cellular component (GO): CAAX-protein geranylgeranyltransferase complex
Molecular function (GO): CAAX-protein geranylgeranyltransferase activity
Source: RefSeq, a predicted model, not a curated record